UCACGUGUCUGCGACAAUAAUAGCGCACGUGACUGUGUGAGUGGCACCGGCGGCAAAGACUGGGUCUUUCAGUUCUUUCCUGCAGCUCUGCAGGUCUCGACGUACACGUCUCUCUCUACCGCCUUGUUGUGGACAUUACGUCCCAAAAGUACAUCAGCCUCGCCCUUUUGUGCGCUCUCUAUGAUCAUGAACGGACACGGUGCACCAAGUAACGGCACGGCGACUCCUGGCCCCGGGGAUGGUUACGCGAACGGACCCUCCACUAGCGCGGGUGCGCCCGUAAAUGGAUACGAUCAACAUCCCUCUCUAUAUCAACUGCAUAAUCAAGAUAUCAUCAAUCAUCUCUUUCAUUCAGGCUUCCAGACUGGCAACUACGCUGAUACACUACUGCAUGUCCGUGGAACUGUAUAUCGACUACACGCUCUCAUUUUGUCUCGAUCUCCAUACCUUGCACAUCUGAUGUCAACAUCCCCGCAAACGAAUAGCCAAUACGUAAUCUAUGUUAAUUUGGAACAUGAACCAGAAGUCACAGACGAGGGAUUUCACCACGCAUUGGCAUAUCUCUACUCCGCUGCCGCACUCGCUAGUAUUCGCCCCGAAAAUGCCCGUGCUGUCCUAGCGGCCGCUUGUCUGCUUGGCCGCAUGGAUGACCUCUGCAACUACGCUUAUGAGGUUUGUCGACAAUCGAUCAGCCUCGACACUCUUCCAUCUUGGCUAGAGUUCGUCGAUUCAGUACCAGCUCCAAGUGACGGCUCCUCUACGCCCAUUGUCGAGCAACACCAGCACCUACGCACAGCAGUGUUCGGCUCCUAUGCACAGCGUUUGCGCGACGAUGUCUUUAACUUCCUCAUCGUUACGCUCCCGAACCUUGUGAACUUCGGUGGGCAGGCCACUCCUACGACACCCCUGCCAGAAUCUUCGAGCACACCCACCGAUGCGGGUCGUGACACGCUCCUCCAGGUGUUUGCUCGUGUACCGUUCGAUCUGUUCAAAGCUGCGGUAGAGUCGCCCACGUUUCAGCUCGGGUCAACACACUCGCGCUUCAAAUUCGCCAAGGAUGCCAUCGAGCUGCGGAAGCAGAGCAUCGCGCGAGGCCAAGGCGCCGAGGAGACGGUCGUGCUGGCGUUCGGCGGCAGCUCGACGCAGUCGACGGGCGUGCUCGUCACCCGCAAACUGCGCAAGAGGCAGCUCUGGAAGGUGAACGGCCCUUGAGGGUUCGAGGAUCGUACCCUGGUGCUGUUCCCGGCGCGUCUUUGAUUUUGUCUGCUGUCAUCUCGAUCUGUGCUCUUUGUGUGUCAAUUGCCUUGCAUUGCCGUCGUACUCGUACUUUCGUGCCAUCACCAGUGCCAUAUACUCUGUUGUUGUGUCCAUAGUAGGCUGGAGAGCGUAUCCUAUAGCGUUGUGUAUCCCAUGGACCCUCGAGAC
This is a messenger RNA of Dichomitus squalens LYAD-421 SS1, 1425 nucleotides long. RefSeq lists its product as uncharacterized. NCBI's taxonomy places the organism in Eukaryota, Fungi, Basidiomycota, Agaricomycetes, Polyporales, Polyporaceae. The transcript is spliced from 7 exons. Gene Ontology annotation, molecular function: protein binding. The record is from RefSeq and is a predicted model, not a curated record. The coding region runs from base 187 to 1212 and encodes 341 amino acids.